Culicoides brevitarsis is the source of this 1945-nucleotide messenger RNA. RefSeq names its product spliceosome-associated protein CWC27 homolog. The record is from RefSeq and is a predicted model, not a curated record. The coding region runs from base 49 to 1524 and encodes 491 amino acids. NCBI's taxonomy places the organism in Eukaryota, Metazoa, Arthropoda, Insecta, Diptera, Ceratopogonidae. Gene Ontology annotation, biological process: protein peptidyl-prolyl isomerization; protein folding. Gene Ontology annotation, molecular function: peptidyl-prolyl cis-trans isomerase activity. Gene Ontology annotation, cellular component: catalytic step 2 spliceosome. The transcript is spliced from 3 exons.
CAACAAAAAUUUUGGUUUCUCGGAAGAAAUUUUUGUUUUUUCAUCAAAAUGAGUAGCAUUUAUAUCCAAGAACCGCCGACAAGUGGCAAAGUCUUGUUAAAGACGACUGUUGGUGACAUAGACGUCGAAUUAUGGUCUCGCGAAUGUCCAAAGGCAUGCCGGAACUUUAUUCAGCUCUGCAUGGAAGGAUAUUACAACAACACAAUUUUCCAUCGUCUUGUCAAGGGGUUCAUUGUGCAAGGAGGCGAUCCCGAUGGCGACGGGCAUGGAGGCGAAUCAAUCUACGGCGAGCCAUUCAAAGAUGAAUUCCACUCGAGAUUGCGUUACACGAGACGAGGUCUUGUCGGCAUGGCCAAUUCCGGCAAAAAUGACAAUGGAUCUCAAUUUUUCUUCACUUUCGCUGCCACGCCAGAACUGCAGAAUAUGAACACGUUAUUUGGCAAAGUUACGGGCGACACAAUUUUCAAUAUGCUCAAACUCGAAGAGGGAAUGGUCGAUCAGAACGAACGUCCGAUGUAUCCGCACAAAAUUCUCAAAACUGUAAUCUUGAAUAAUCCCUUUGACGAUAUUGUUCCGCGAAAAUUGAAGAAAAGUUCAAAGGAAGAAGGCGAAAGUUCCAAGAAGAAAAGUAAGAAGGGCGUGAAAAAUUAUGGACUUUUAUCGUUUGGCGAAGAAGCGGAGGAAGACGAAAUAGAAGCGACGGAAUUUGUACAAAAAGUUGGAAAUAAAGGCAAAUCCACGCACGACGUUUUGGAUGAUCCAAAGUUGAGUAAGGAGGAGGUCAAGAUAGAACGGAGAUCAAAAACUCCGGAGCCGGAUCUUGUGGCGAAGGAAAAAGAAGAAGCUGAAAUAAAGAAAAGACAAGAAAUGGUCCGUGAAAAAUUGUCCAAGAAAAAGGCAGAAAUCGCGAAGAAGGAAUCUGAUGGUGAUUCUGAUGAAGAUGUUCUCAGUUUGAUUGAUCGCGAAAAGAUGGAAGAGAAACAGAAGAAAGCUCAGGAGAUAAGAAAAGAAAUUGCCAAACUUAAAAAAGGAUACGCUUCGGAGAAAAAAGCUGCAAGUCAAAAAAUUGAAGAAGAGAAAAAAGAAAAGGAAAAACACAACAAAAUAAUUGACGAUUAUCUGAAGGAAAAAGCUGUUUAUGUGGAAAAGGUGAAAUUGCUGCCGAAGAAAGGAGCGAGUCGGGAAGAUCACACACUAGCCCUUCUGGCAAAAUUCAAAGCAAAACUAAACUCUGCCCGUGGUUCUGCCUUUAAUGACGAUGAUGAUGAUGAAAAAGACGAAGAAAAAGAAACAAAACCUUCGUCAAGCAACGUAAAUAUCGACGAAGAAAUUCAAUCGGACAACUGGCUGUCUCACAAAUUGCGUUUCGAAUCAGAAAUUCCCGUUUUAGCGAAAGAUGCUUCAACGAAAGGUGACGACUGGUAUGAUGUGUAUGACCCUCGAAAUCCAAUGAACAAACGAAAGAGACAUGAAGCCACUGGUGGAGACUCAAAAAGUAGCAAAAGUAGAAAAUCUGAUCGAUAAGUUGCAUUUUUUGAUUUAAAUUAAAUUAAAAUAAAUUGAUGUAAUUUUUACAAAAUUUAAUUUUUUUAAAAUAUGUUUUUAUAUUUCAUCCACUCCCUCUCAUUUUUCGUUGAAAAAUUUCAGGGGGAAAAUAAAAUUAUUGAAUAAAUUUAAUUUCUUAAUUUUUUAAUCCCAUGAGGAUUUUCAUGAGUGGGAGGGGGAAAUAAAAAAAAAUAUUUUUUAAUUUUUUGUUUGUAAUUUUUUAACAUUUUUGGAUAUUAUUAUAUUAUAUUAUAUUUUUUUAAAAUUUGAACUCAAAAUUAGAGGAAAUAAUUAAAAAAUUUUAAUUUAAUUUUUAUUUUUUCCUCUGAAUUUUUUCGACAAAAUCGGAGAGGGGCGACAAAAAAUUAUAUAUAAAAUUUAUUCGCCUAAGGGGAAAAAA